This is a messenger RNA of Pseudomyrmex gracilis, 2739 nucleotides long. RefSeq names its product homeobox protein abdominal-A homolog. The record is from RefSeq and is a predicted model, not a curated record. Gene Ontology annotation, molecular function: RNA polymerase II cis-regulatory region sequence-specific DNA binding; DNA-binding transcription factor activity, RNA polymerase II-specific. NCBI's taxonomy places the organism in Eukaryota, Metazoa, Arthropoda, Insecta, Hymenoptera, Formicidae. Gene Ontology annotation, cellular component: nucleus. Gene Ontology annotation, biological process: anterior/posterior pattern specification; negative regulation of transcription by RNA polymerase II. The transcript has 3 exons. Bases 1146 to 2330 code for a protein of 394 amino acids.
CGCGUAGUGGGGUUAGCGCCGCGAUCUGAGAACACUGCUGGGUAAGAGGCAAACGUACGGAUCGACGGAUCGUCGGACGAAGCACGCCGGGUAUACGCCAAGCGAGUAAGCGAGAGACGCUUGAAAGCCAAGUGAGGGAAGAGAGGUCGGAUAUAGCCGAAAGCGAAGAUCGAAGUGAGAAGAGUAGCGACGGGGAAAGAGACUCAUUCAUCUUGGCGCGCCUAGCACGCCUGUGAUUGGUCCACCUUGGAUAAGGCCACGCUACGAUUGGACGACUCUGUUUACCAGCUGGUACCCCGCCGCGCUUCGGACUCGUAGAAGAGAGGGGGGAGAACGGAGAGACAAGCGGCGCCAUUAUUGUAAGGGGUUACAUUUAGCUGGCCGUGGGUUGUAGUACGCGGCGUUCGGGAUAGGGGGAUAUAGUACCUACAUGCAUGGCCCAUAAAGGAUUCGUCGACUAUCCGAGAAGUACGCAAGAAACGGCUUCUAACACCUGACAGGGGCCACGCUCUUCUCUUCUCUCUCCUCGUGCCGUCGUCGGGUUCGUCGUCGCCCAAUUUCCAAGCUGGGACCACAGCUGGGUGGGCCCAAUUGAAGAAGGACCCGCUGCUUUAUCACCGAUUGCCGUUCUGAUUCCGAUGGAUUUGUAAUCAGAAGGCAUGAUUACGUCAAAGUGUGCGGGUCGAAAUUGAAACGCGAAUAACGCACGAAUCCGAAACGAGAAAGAGAAGGACAUGUCAUUUAUCAUCACGAACAGUCGGCGACUCCAAUUUUAUUGUCCCUGGUGAUUGUAAUCCAUUGGGUUUUCGGUAUUGUUAUUGUGAUAAUGUGCGAAUUUGCGUAAGUGGCGAUAAAAAAGUGGACGUUGAUAGAGAAAGAGAUAGUGGACGCGGCAAGCAAUACAUAGUAAGGUAAAAGAAGUUGAUUCGGCGAUCAAAGAAACAGUGUGUGUAUUUUUCUUAGCGAGAAGCAUCUUAUUGAUAAAAGAGAACCAUCAGUGUAUUAUCGCGAUCCGGUACGGAUUACGCGAUGAGUGAGCAGCUGUUGAACGUGUCGCUACGGUGUCGGUGUUGAGACACUUGUCCCGGUCAUCCUCGUCCGGGCGUGUCUUCGGCAUCAAGUCCACAUCGACACCGACAGGCGAUAUGAGUACGAAAUUUAUAAUUGAUAGUAUGCUUCCUGCUAAGUACCAACAAUUCCAUCCUCAGCAAUUAUUCUCAAGCGCGAAUCCAGGUACUAUUCAAGCGUGCACAACGAGUCCGGCCACCGCGAGCCUAGAAUCAAGUUUAUCCGCGGCUGCAGUUGCGGCCGCGGCGGUCAAUUACGCACAGCAGCACAAUUCACCGAGUCCGACGGGUUCGAGUCCCCAGCACUCCGGAAGCUCUGCUUCGACCUCACCGGCGGCGCGUACCACGUCCAGUAUGUACCCUUACGUGUCAGCUGCGGCGCAUCACCAUCAUCAACAGCAGCAGGCGGUUGCAGCCGCCGCGUUUGGCGCCACAUCGAGCAUGGUGCCCGGUUUUGGGUCCACGGCAGCGUCCAGCGCUGCUCUGGCCGCGGCCGCUGCUGUAGACGCCGCUACUGCCGGCGAUAAAUCCUGUCGUUACACAGCUAGUCUCACUGGCAAUGUAGCACCUACAUCAGCCGAUCCUAUGGUUAAUUAUACUCUCGGUCACCAUCAUCAAAACGGCGCUACGCCCGGUAGUCUUGUUUCAUCCGCGUCAGCUUCUUCGGCGGUGUCGGCCGCCUCGGCAUCCAUGGCAGCGGCGGCACAGUUCUAUCAUCAAGCAGCCGCUGCAUCGGCCGUUGUUGAUCCCUUGACGUCCUGCCAACAACCUACCACGGGUCAACCUGGGAUCUCGGACAUUCCUCGGUAUCCAUGGAUGUCAAUUACCGAUUGGAUGAGUCCUUUCGACAGAGUGGUGUGCGGUCCGAAUGGUUGUCCGAGGCGUAGAGGUCGGCAAACGUACACGCGAUUCCAGACAUUGGAGUUAGAGAAAGAAUUUCACUUCAAUCACUACCUAACGCGACGACGACGAAUAGAGAUCGCGCACGCGCUCUGUCUUACGGAACGACAGAUUAAGAUCUGGUUCCAGAAUCGGCGAAUGAAGCUGAAAAAGGAGUUGAGGGCGGUCAAAGAGAUCAACGAGCAAGCCAGGCGCGAGCGCGAGGAACAAGAUAUGAUGAAGAAACAGCAGGCGGAGAAGCAGGCCAAGUUGCAGCAGGAGCAGCAGAGCGCUGCUCUUCAGCACCAGCAGCAACAUCAUGUAAGCGGCCUGGAAAAGACGCAAAGCGAUCUUCUGAAGGCAGUCAGUAAGGUACCCACAUAGGACACCUUACUGAGCCGACUCUCUUUCUUUUAAGGAAGACACAAGAGACUGGAGCGGCUUGGACGAAGACUCCGAAGCAAAGUAGUCGGUAAGGUCGACCACAUAGAAGAUCCCCCCGAGUUUCCUUCCUUUCAUCUUCGCACGCGAGAAACAGGUAUAUCUAAUCGCAAAGAUUUUUGCGAUCUUCUACGAAGUUCGGUUGAGUCGGUGUUCGUAAAGCGACGACGAUCAGCGAUUUCACCAUUUCGAGAAGAUAGCAAGAACUUAGCAGAUCUAGAAGAUAUACAGAGAGGUUCUUCUUUUGGGCGAAUAAGAAAGGUACGAGUAGGUACAUACCUUACUAAAAUCGAUUCUCUCUUUUGUUCUCUUUCUCUUUUUUAAGAAAGAAAAGAGAGGAAGAAAAGCUUAG